Acanthopagrus latus (yellowfin seabream) is the source of this 6038-nucleotide messenger RNA. RefSeq names its product patatin-like phospholipase domain containing 7b (gene pnpla7b). The record is from RefSeq and is a predicted model, not a curated record. Gene Ontology annotation, molecular function: phosphatidylcholine lysophospholipase A1 activity. Lineage: Eukaryota; Metazoa; Chordata; Actinopteri; Spariformes; Sparidae. The transcript is spliced from 35 exons. Gene Ontology annotation, biological process: lipid metabolic process. Bases 140 to 4132 code for a protein of 1330 amino acids. Gene Ontology annotation, cellular component: endoplasmic reticulum.
GGACGUUUAGCUCGUUUUCACUGAACAGACUGCAUACUGUCUAUGGUUGUGAAAGACAUGUUUCAAGCGCUGCACGAAUCUUCUGACUCCUGAAGUGAACGUGGGAUUUUUUUUUUUGGCCGGUCCAGUGAAAAAGGGCAUGGAAGACAAUGAUGAAGAGGAGAGCUGCAGUAUAUACCCAAGCCUGGUUCCACUCGGUAGUGAGAUCAAGGCUAGGAUGCAGCAGUUUGUGGAUGAAAGGACGGAAGCAAACAUGUGGACGGCUGUGUUGAUCGGGGCUGUAUCAGUUGUUUCUGCCCUUGGAGUUGUUGUGUUUCUUCUCUACAGAAGAUACAAACUGUCAAAGGAGGCCGGUGUUCCUCACUAUCGCUUCAGGAAGAGAGAUAAGGUGUUGUUCUACGGCCGGAAAAUCAUGAGAAAGGUUCAGACGUUGUCCUCAACUCCUGCCUCUAAUUCAAACUCAGCUUCCCGGCAGAGAGUGAGGAAGAGGACCAAAGUCCUAUCUAUAGCUCGCAAGAUCCUGCGCAUCCGGAGGGAGCCCCCCACCCUGCAGCCCAAGGAGCCUCCUCCCUGUCUGCUGGAGGCUGACCUGACUGAGUUUGAUGUGCAGAACUCCCAUCUGCCUUCUGAGGUGCUGUACAUGCUGAAAAAUGUCAGGGUGCUUGGACACUUCGAGAAGCCUCUUUUCCUUGAGCUGUGUCGUCACAUGGUGCUAAUCCAGCUGCACCAGGGAGAGGGACUCUUUCGACCAGGGGACACUGAUGACAGUAUUUAUGUGGUUCAGGAUGGCCGCCUGGAGCUGUGUAUCCAUGAGAGUGAUGGUACAGAUGCUGUGGUGAAGGAUGUUUUACCAGGAGACAGUGUUCACAGUUUGCUCAGUAUCCUGGACAUCAUCACUGGUUAUCCAGCACCGUACAAAACAGUUUCUGCAAGAGCUGCAGUUCCCUCCACUGUCCUGCGCCUCCCAGCUGCAGCCUUCCAGUCAGUCUUUGAGAAAUAUCCUGAAACUCUGGUCCGUGUCAUCCAGAUAAUCAUGGUGCGUCUCCAAAGAGUCACCUUCCUUGCCUUACAUAACUACCUCGGCCUGACCACUGAGCUCUUCAACCCGGAGAGCCAAGCCAUCUCACUGGUGUCAGUAGCCAAUGUUCUGGGUGAGACUCAUCCACACAGAGGCCUCCGCAGGCAGCCUUCCCACUCUGAUGAUCUGGGCUCUGAAAAAGCUGAUGCAGAUUGCAGAUUUUCGGAAAAGUCUGGCAAUUCUGACAUGUCCACAUUUAAAUACAAGAAGUCUCGCUCUCUCUCCACCCCCAUGGCUGUUACAGGUGAAAUGUCAGUUGACCUCAACAGAGUAUUUGAACGAGCUAGAGUUGCCACUGAGGAGUUGACGCCCCACAGUCCGAUGAAGUCUAUUCUGAAGAAAAGUGUGACAAUGCAGCAGACUCCAUCUGCUGUUUACCACUACAGUGAUGCUGCAGGAGGAAAUGCCAGCCAUAACAGAGUUAAUGCCAUUUUCCAUGCUGCCAAAAAGGAUCUGUUACAGGUCAUCCAAAUACAGGACCCCAGUCUGCUGGAGGGGAGGGUGAAUCUUCGCCAAGUCAAAGCUGGCUCUGUUGUGGCCCACCAGGGAGACCAGGAUGUGAGCGUGGCAUUUGUCAUCUCAGGUUUGCUCCAUGUUUAUCAGCGUAUGAUAGACCGCGAGGAGGAAACUCUCCUGUUUGUCACCCAUCCAGGGGAGAUGGUGGGUCACCUGGCUGUUCUCACGGGGGAGCCCCUUAUUUUCACUGUUCGGGCUCACAGAGACUGCACCUUCCUCUCCAUAUCCAAGGCCCACUUUUAUGAGAUGAUGCGUGAGGAGCCCCGGGUGGUGCUGAAUGUUGCUCAUACUGUGGUGAAGAGGGUGUCACCAUUUGUCAGACAGAUUGACUUUGCCCUGGACUGGAUGGCUGUGGAGGCUGGUCGUGCUGUCUACAGACAGGGAGACAAGUCAGAUAGCACCUUCAUCGUCCUCAGUGGCCGAUUGCGCUCAGUCAUUGCAAAGGAUGAUGGGAAGAAGGAGCUGGCUGGAGAGUAUGGCCGUGGGGAUCUAAUUGGUGUGGUUGAGGCCCUGACCCACAUGAACAGAGCCACUACUGUCCAUGCUGUCAGGGACUCUGAGCUUGCCAAGCUACCUGAAGGAGCGCUGAGCUCCAUCAAGAGGAGGUACCCUCAGGUUGUUACCAGGCUGAUUCAUCUGCUGGGACAGAAGAUCCUGGGCAACAUGCAGCAGGUCAAUGGACCUCUGGCUGCUCGUAGUCUGGCUCUCCAAACCCCCACCAGUAAGUGGGAUGCAGGGAAUCCAGUCUCCAACCUGUCCACUGUGGCCAUCCUGCCUGUGUCUGAAGAGGUUCCCCUCACUGCCUUUACUUUGGAGCUGCAGCAUGCACUCAGUGGCAUUGGCCCCACUCUACUCCUGACCAGUGAUAGCAUCAAACAGCGACUAGGCGCUGCUGCUCUGGACAGCGUCCAUGAGUAUCGUCUGUCCAGCUGGCUCGGGCAGCAGGAAGACAUCCAUCGCAUCGUCCUCUACCAGUCUGACUCUGGCCUCACACCCUGGACCCAGCGCUGCAUCCGCCAGGCUGACUGCAUCAUCAUUGUGGGACUUGGUGAGCAGGAGCCCACUGUGGGUGAGUUGGAGCGGAUGUUGGAGGGCAGUGCAGUUCGUGCUCAGAAGCAGCUGGUGUUGCUGCACAGAGAGGACGGCCCACCACCCAAAGGGACGGCUGAGUGGCUGAACAUGCGGAGCUGGAUCUCCAGACACCAUCACCUGUCCUGCCCCCGCAGAGUCUUUUCCAAGAGGAGUUUACCUAAGCUGAGAGAGUUGUACCAGCGUGUGUUUGAAAAGUGUCCAGAUCGUCAUUCCGACUUCUCUCGUCUGGCCAGGAUCCUGACAGGAAACAGCAUCGCCCUUGUGCUGGGUGGAGGGGGCGCGAGGGGUUGCUCUCAGGUUGGCAUCCUGCGGGCGCUGAAUGAAGCGGGGAUCCCUAUCGACAUGGUGGGCGGCACCUCCAUUGGCUCUUUCAUGGGAGCGCUGUACGCUGAGGAGAAGAGCAACAGUCGCAUGAGGGUCCGGGCUCGCGAGUGGGCAAUGGAUAUGACCUCUUACUUCAAGAAGAUCUUGGAUCUGACCUACCCUGUCACCUCCAUGUUUUCUGGAGCUUCCUUUAACUCCGGCAUUAGCUCUGUCUUUAAGGACAAACAGAUAGAGGACCUGUGGCUGCCAUAUUUCAACAUUACAACUGAUAUCACAGCUUCCUCCAUGAGAGCUCAUACUGAUGGCUCGUUGUGGCGCUAUGUCAGGGCCAGCAUGUCACUGUCUGGUUACCUGCCACCUCUCUGUGAUCCCAAAGAUGGACACUUACUCAUGGACGGAGGGUACAUCAACAACCUGCCUGCCGAUGUGGCUCGCUCCAUGGGGGCUAAGGUUGUGAUUGCAAUUGAUGUUGGAAGUCGGGAUGAAACCAACCUGACCAACUAUGGGGACUCCCUGAGUGGGUGGUGGCUGCUGUGGAAACGCUUCAACCCACUAGCUGAGAAAGUCAAGGUCCUGAACAUGGCAGAGAUCCAAACCCGGCUUGCGUACGUCUGCUGUGUGCGGCAGCUGGAAGUGGUCAGAGAUAGUGAAUACUGUGAAUACAUUCGGCCGCCCAUCGACCACUACGGCACGCUGGAAUUCGGCAAGUUCGAUGAGAUCGCAGAGGUGGGAUACCAACACGGAAAGACUUUAUUCGAUGUGUGGCAGCGCAGUGGCGUGGUGGACAGCAUGCUGAAGGACAGACAUCAGGAGGAGUUCCACAAGACCAAAACUGGCCAUGUGGUCACCUGCCCGAAUGCCUCCUUCACUGACCUGGCGGAGAUUGUGUCGAGAAUCGAACCUGUCAAGAAUGCCUUAAUAAAUGAGGAGCUGUCUGAUGAAUACCAGACAGAUUAUGAUGAGGAGGCGGUGGAAAGCGCACUGUCUGAUUUUGAGGCGUUCACCCCCGGCAGCGAAUGCACUGAGGGAGAGGAGACGGCAGACACGGCUGAAACAGAUGAAGAAAUUCAAAUCCGUGUUCGACGCCGACUGAAAAAUGCCCCACAGAGUCCUCGGCCAUGACAUUUAGUCGAGGGUGUGAGAGCUUGGCAGGGCUGCAGAGCAUGGUCCACAGCACACAUUUCAAUGCAGUAUUUCUGGUAACCUGUGGGGAAAAAUUGACAAGAGCAUAACAAACAUGUAGCUGAUACUCAUGUGGCUGAUAUGUUGAAAGGCACUUCAGCAAGAAAGGAAAGUGGUGAUGGUACAGUGGCUCUCUUGGGGAAACAAGGGAAUAGCGAAGAAAUUUCAUUUAAUCAUCAUUUAAUUUACGAUAGUAAAGUGUUGGUUGUUCUUUUGGCUUGUUAACACACACAAGUUGCGGUAAAACAAUUUAUUGAUUCACCAUAGGAGCCUUGGAAGUCUUUAGAGGAUUGUUAUCUUGAGGCACAUCACAUAUAACUUAAAAAUGCCCUACAGUCUUUGUAUAUAAUAUUUCAUAAGCUAUGCACUUCUAUGCAUAACUGGUUCCUUCCAUACUAAGCACAGAUACACUUUGGCAUUUCCUCUCAGAGUAGAGGUAUUUGUUUAAUGUGAACAUUGUCUGGACUAUGUUGAAAAACAUGUGAUUCUUUGUUUUUUCUGGCAGUGCAAAGAUUAGUGAAAGCAGUAGUAUAAUAUUUAGGCAUUUUCCUGAUCAGUGAACCUGUGCCUGCCCCACUGAGAGCAGCACUGCAGGGGACACAUAAUGAAGUACUACAUCUAUCUUCAGCAAAGUUAACACUCUCACUAUCUGUCAAUUCCAUAGACUUUUCUAUACUGCAGACAUUUUAACCGUGCACAAGUAGAUUUUAGAAUACUAUAUACUAACCAGUUCUUGAUUCUGUGUCUGUGAACAAAGGAACUGGAACUCACCUGAGAGUAAUGGAUCAGUUCUUGUUGUGUCUUCACAUGGACAGUACCAGAUCAGUGUUUGAGAAGCGACUUACUGUCAGUGGUUACUAACACACCUCGUGCCUGGAGUUUUUCUGUCGAGCUGCAUGACAGUGAGAUCCACAGAAUGUGAUCACUAUUAUAAGUGCGAUCAUUACUUAGACCUACCUCUACCACCUAACCGUGGUACUACACUCAAACUAGUAUCAACCAAUUAAUGCACCAUUUUAUAGCUGUCAUGCCUCCUUUUUAAUUGCUGUGUUUGUGGUUAUGGACUGUGGUGAUUUAUUAUUUGAAGUAUUUCUGACUGGAAGGGACAAAAGAAGUGUUAUCAGCAUGAUGGCUGGAAUAAUAUUCUAGAUCAGUGGUUCCCAACCUUUUUUGUCUUGUGUACCCCCUGAGCCUUUUUGUCACACCAUGAGUACCCCCUCACUCAUGAGUGUUGAUGAUUCUCCAAAAGUGCUCAUAUGAAACGUUACACAACUUAUUAUUAGAUCAAAAUCAUUUUAUUUCAUCUCCUUAAUUUGAACAUUUAAUUAUCCUGCAUUUUCUUUCUUUUUUUUUUUUUAACUUAAAUUAAACAAAAAUAAAUAAUAUGUGAAUUUGUGAUGUGAACUAAUUGUGGUACACACGUACAGUUUUAUUAAUGGCCAUAUGAAAUGACUGAGAAUAUUUACUUAUCAUCUUGGAAAUAAAUUAAUAAAUAUUUCCAUGUACCCCUUGUAAUGUGUUGGCGUACCACUAGGGAACACCUGGUAGCCCUGGCUGGGAACCACUGGUCUAGAUACCAUGUUUUUAGUGCUAGAUGAUGUUGAUGUUAAUGAUUUUGUGUUAACAGGGAAUAGUUCGUGGAAUUUUGUGAACAAAUUGUUGGAUAAUAUUAAAAUAUGCACUACUUGAUAGAAACAUUUAGAUUUUUACUUUCUUUGUUGUUUUCACAGUCAAAAUUUUGAAAAGACGAAAUGGAAAAGUCCAGAAGUUUUUUUUUCUGUUUUGUUUUUUUAAUUGAGCUAGAAGUGUUUGUUGCUAUGUUAUAAUAAAAUUAUUUCUGACCUCA